Molecule: messenger RNA, 1029 nt
Organism: Bombus pascuorum
Lineage: Eukaryota; Metazoa; Arthropoda; Insecta; Hymenoptera; Apidae
Product: protein KTI12 homolog
Exons: 5
Coding region: 200-1021 (273 amino acids)
Source: RefSeq, a predicted model, not a curated record
UUUUAUUAUAUGUUCUUAUAUUAUUUUAUUUUAAAUUUAUGUAAUUAUUCAGCCUUUUGUUCUUCAUUUUUUAAAGAAUGUAUAAGAAACACGUUGUAUAGAUGCAUCGUGAAUCUGCAUUUAACGAUGGUUACGCCUAUGAUUUAUGAUAGGUUAAAGUGUUUAUGUUGAUUCGUUAAUACUAAAAGAAUAUUUUACUAUGCCACUUAUUAUUAUUACUGGUAUACCGUGUAGUAGUAAAACAACACGAACUUUUGAAUUAAAGGAAUAUUUUAUGAACAAAGGAAAGAAUGUAAAAGUUAUAAGUGAAAUUGAUGUUGUUACUAAAAGAGGUUUCGAUCGAAAUAAAUUUUAUGCUGAUUCUAAAAACGAAAAAAGUGUGAGAAGUGACAUAAAGUCAGCAGCUCAGCGAAUAUUAAACACAAAUGAUAUAUUAAUUAUCGACGGUAGUAAUUAUAUUAAAGGAUAUCGUUAUGAGAUAUAUUGUAUGACAAAACUAUACAAAACUCCUCAGUGUACAAUAUUUUGUGAUAUACCAGUUGAGCAUGCUUGGUUGUGGAAUGAGAAAAGACCAAAAUAUGAACAAUAUAGCAGAGAAAUUUUUGAUGCACUUGUAAUGAGAUAUGAAACACCGGACAAUAAAAACCGUUGGGAUAUACCGUUAUUUGCUGUAUCAGCAGAAGAUGAUUUAAAAUUUGAUGAAAUUUAUAAAUCGUUGUAUGAAAUAAAAGCACCAAAACCAAAUUUAAGUACACAAUGUCCACCAUUGUCACCUACUAAUUAUUUAUAUGAAUUGGAUACUAUAACUCAAGAAGUAGCUAAUGCAAUAUUAUCAGCUAAGCAAUUGGGUAUUGAAAGUGAAUUUAAGAUACCAGGAUAUAAUUUAACAGUACAGAAUCCAUGUACUGCAGCACAGCUUAUGAGGCUACGAAGACAAUUUUUAACUUAUAGUAAAAUGCAACAAAUUGAAAUUAACCAAAUUGCAUUAUUAUUUGUACAAUAUCUUAAUAAAAGUUUGUAAAUAAAGAA